AUGGGUUCAAUGCUAGCCGCAACUCGAGAUCGCUCCGAACUUCAACUCCGAUCUCCUAAUUUCCAAUUGCCUGGAAAUAGAUGGGUCAAAAAUUCUAAACGCAAGGAAACUUUGAGGAAGUCGAGCAAGUCGGUGUUUGUCCAUCACUAUGUCAAUGCCCUGAAACAGGAAAAAAACAAAUUUUGGAGACCUUGGGUAAGAAUUGGGGAGGAAUUUAUAUUAUAGUAGGCGUUAUAGUAGGUUCACAGUAAUAAAAACAUUUAAAAAAGCCAAUAAACUGUCAUGUAGGAGAUCUUCCGGAUCUCUACGAAACGAUCGUUCUUUGAGUUCACAAGUCGAUCGUACGAUCGACUUGUGAACUCAAAGUUUUUUAUUUUGCGAAUACCGUAAAUUCCGCAGCCUGCGAAAUGGCGGGCGCAGGUUGCCACCUGGAUUUAUUCGAUUUAUCGACCGAUUUUUAUUCCAAUUGGUGAAAAUGCUGCAAUUGCAUUAGUACAGUUUCCUGGAGAGAGUAGACGAAGAUUUUGAACUUGUCCUAACACCAGACGUCCGACUGUAAUAUUAAUUACCUUGUUUUAGCUGAUCAACCGCUCAUUCUUAUCAGCUUUCACUGAAUCCGAGGCCAGUUCACUGUUCAUUCGUCUUCAUUCAACUUCGUUUGAAAUCUCCAAUGGAUUCAAGUCUCUGUCAGUGCUGCAGUUCCGUUCUGGUGAUCUGCAACGUCUCGAGAAUUAUUUAUCUUUCUUCUCGCCCAACCAGAAUGUCGAUUUCGAAUUUGAUGGAUUUCUGAUGGAUCCAAUGGUAGCCAAACAAUGUGGGAAUGUUGUGAAAGGUAACAAUAGCCCGUUAAUAUAUAUGCUUUGUGUUUUUAGAGUUCUUCGCCUUGGUGCCAACAGAGAAAUUUAUUCAUCUGAACAUCCACGGAACUCUUCAAGGAUACGAUCCUGAUACUCAUUCCCGGUUGUCGAAAGCGUUCCUUGACGGACUAAGAGGUAAUACGGAUCUUAUGAACAGGAUUGAUUUGUCGUGUGACAGUCGUUGUCUUCAACAUUUGUCUGACAUUUCGGUUCACAAGCUGAGAGUCGAAGAUUAUGGAGAAGAAGCGAAUUGUAAGUUCGUAUCGUUUAUUGUCUGGAAUAAUGGUCUUUUCUUCAGAUUGUAACAUUUUCCGUUCUCUGAAGGCCGAAAUUAUCAGCAUUCCGAACUUUCCACUUGAUAUUUUUGAGGAUAUUAGGUCAGUGUUAUCUAAAAUGUGUAUUUUGUGUUUUUAGUCAUGAACCGAACGAAGACGUCAAGGAGAUUGUUUGUCAGUUAACCACUGGACAUGACAAGGAGUAUUACGAGACAUUGUUAAUCACUCUGUCGGCCGCUUUUCCACGUCUUUGUGAAUUCAAAUUGGAAGCGACUUUCUCAACUGUUGAUGUAGGUAUUGUAUUCAUUUUUUUCAUGUUUUAGAAUCCGGAUCACUUUGAAAUCCUCGAGGAGAUGGCCACCGAUUGUGAGAUAUUGUCCACUCUGGAGGCCACUUUCCGAAUUAUGGGGAAUAUCCGAUUCUAUUACAGCGAUAAACAUGUAAGUCUACUUUUGCAUGUUUUUUAUGGUUUAGGAAUGCAAGAACUAUGAUAUCCUGAACAAACACGGCUUUGACAAGCGUCGGAAGGGAAGAAGCGAGUAUAUGAUCUGCACUGGCAGUAAUGUCUUCAAAUUGAGCAUGUGGAAUAUGGUGUAA
This is a messenger RNA of Bursaphelenchus xylophilus (pine wood nematode), 1729 nucleotides long. Lineage: Eukaryota; Metazoa; Nematoda; Chromadorea; Rhabditida; Aphelenchoididae. The record is from the annotation of a GenBank genome assembly.